CAACAGAUUAACACCACAGCGGCUCCUGAAGGAGCCACGGCGCUCCGUCUGCCUCCUCCUCCUUACAGUUUAUCAAAGGACAGAAGAUCGGGAGGACCUUCCUGGAUAUCGGGAUGAGGGAAUCAAUACAGAGGGUCAGCACUGCAGACAUCUGGUGUUGGAGGUACAGCAGGAGAGAGAUGUGGAGGUGUGAGUAGUUAGCGAAAACAGUAGAUAGAUACAACACAAUCAGCCAGUUUGAGAGACAUCAGACCUCGAGAAAUGGAUAAUCAAGGCACAGACGGACCAGGAGAAGGAGGCGAUGCAGAGGGGAAACAAAAAGCCGAGGAGAUCAGUGAUGAACAAAAGCAGAGCAAAGACAAGUACAACAAGUUGGAGAAGGAGAGCAGUGAGAAGGAGGUGAAGAGUGAGGCCAGGAGGGAGAGCCGUCGUCUCUGCAGGAGCGGCUGGGCGCUGAGUGAACGUCUGGCCAUAAAUGUCUCGGGGAUGCAUUAUGAAACCCAGCUCCGGACCCUUGCUCAGUUCCCUGACUCUCUGCUGGGUGACCCCCGGCGCCGGCUCCGUUACUACGACCCCCUGCGCAAUGAGUUGUUCCUGGACAGGAACCGCAACUGUUUUGACGCAAUCCUCUACUUCUACCAGUCGGGCGGAAGGCUGAGGAGACCCGCCAACAUCCCUUUGGACAUGUUCCUGGAGGAGCUGCACUUCUACGAGCUCGGAGAGGAGAUCAUUGACCGCUUCAAGGCGGAUGAGGGCUUUCCAAAAGAGGAGGAGAGACCCUUGCCGGCCACAAAGUGGCAACAGAAAAUCUGGAUGUUGUUUGAAUAUCCCGAGUCCUCUGGUGGAGCCCGGAUCAUCGCCAUCAUCAGCGUCAUGGUCAUCGUCCUCUCCAUCCUCAUCUUCUGCCUAGAGACUCUGCCAGAGUUCAGAAAUGAGAAGGAACGAAGAGAGCAAUACACAACAACGCCUCAUCCAACUAUCCCCAACACAACCAUCCUGGUUCCACCAAAGUUCUCCCCCUUCCAAGACCCCUUCUUCAUAGUAGAGACCAUCUGCAUCUGCUGGUUCUCCUUUGAACUCAUCAUGCGCUUCAUCAGCGCUCCUUGCAAGAUACACUUCUUCAAGGACAUCAUGAACAUCAUCGAUUUCUUGGCCAUUAUGCCCUUUUUUGUCACAGUGGGCACAGAGCUGGCUAAGGACAAAGGCACGCCACCAUCUGUCUCUCUGGCCCUCAUCAGAGUCAUCAGGCUGGUAAGAGUUUUCAGGAUCUUCAAGCUGUCUCGUCACUCCAAAGGCCUUCAGAUCCUCGGCCAGACGUUGAAGGCCAGCCUGCGAGAGCUGGCCCUCCUGAUCUUCUUCCUCUUCAUAGGGGUCAUACUUUUUUCUAGCGCUGUCUACUUUGCAGAGGUGGACAGGCCGGGCACGCUUUUUACAAGCAUACCUGAGUCGUUCUGGUGGGCUGUGGUGUCUAUGACCACCGUCGGCUAUGGGGACAUGUGCCCGGAGACCUUUGGAGGAAAGCUGGUGGGCUCCAUGUGCGCCAUCGCAGGUGUGCUCACCAUCUCUCUGCCGGUCCCUGUCAUCGUGUCAAACUUUAGCUACUUCUACCACCGAGGGAUGGAAUGUGAGGACAGCAGGGAAUACCACCAUGUCUCCACGUCACUCUGGGAAAAUGACAAAGAGGAUGAUGAGCAGAACGAUGAAGAGGAUGGAAUGGAUCAUGAUGCUGAGUUCGUUGGGGACUAUGCAUCGCCGUUUGAACAGAACAGGGCUACUUGCCCGCCACUCAACGGGAACCUUCUGACUGGGUUAUGCACAGAACAGGAAGCAAGGGAUCAGCAAGGGAAACAGUUCUCCCUCAAUGAACCUCUGGUUACCCAAGUGUGACAAAGAUAAUGUACUCUUGACACUUUGUGGAAAGAAGCUACUGCUGAUACAACUGAAGAACUUAUUAUGUUGAACCUUGACACACAUUGAGCUUAUUUCCAGGAUUCUUAUAAUAAAAGCGUUUGUUGGGUUACAUUUUGCAAAGUCUAGAAGUGAAGUAAAAGUGGUUUGCACCAAGAUAAAUAUAAAAACAUUCUUUGUUUUUGCUGGUAAUGCCAAGUCAUCACAGCCGACCACCCUUAGAGAUGUACAUAAGAAAAAUAUUUUAAUUAAUACCUAAUUUAUGGUAGAGCCAAAGGCCUUGCUGAAAAAAAAAAUCAACCAUUAAAUGGAAGUCAUUUGAACCCCUCCUCUACCGAAAAGGAAGUUUAAAUUUUUUUAACCACUUGGAUUGUGCUAAUUUAUUCUCCACAUACAGUAAGAGGGAUCUUUGCACAAUCUUUAUAAAUUGUAACGUUAUUCUCUAUCUGGAAAUUGAUAUGUACUAUAAAAAGUUUUUUUUCUUUUUUAACCAGUAAAUAAUUUCUAAAUGGGUUUUCUUGUACCCUAUAGAUCUUACACUGCAAAAAU
Molecule: messenger RNA, 2457 nt
Organism: Cyprinodon variegatus (sheepshead minnow)
Lineage: Eukaryota; Metazoa; Chordata; Actinopteri; Cyprinodontiformes; Cyprinodontidae
Product: potassium voltage-gated channel subfamily A member 7-like
Exons: 3
Coding region: 262-1887 (541 amino acids)
Biological process (GO): protein homooligomerization; potassium ion transmembrane transport
Cellular component (GO): voltage-gated potassium channel complex; membrane
Molecular function (GO): delayed rectifier potassium channel activity; protein binding
Source: RefSeq, a predicted model, not a curated record